AUGGUCCAACUCACCACUUCUGUUGUCGUUGCUGCCAUCCUUGCUGGCCCUGCUCUCGCUGCGCCUAUGGUUGGUCACAUACAUCAACACACCCCCGGCGCCAACCACCUCCACCGCCGCGAGCUCAGGAUCCACAAAGGGACUGUUUCCCACCGGAUCGGCGCCAAUGCUGCACGCCCGGCCGUUGGUCGUGACCUUCAGGCGCUCGAGGACCUGAUCGCACGCGAACCCAUCCUGAAGAAGGUCCUCGGCGUCGCGAAGAGAAUUGGCGGUACUGCCGUCAAGGUUGCUGGUGCCGCCCUGUCCGCUCGUGAACUCGAGGAGCUGGAGGAGCUCGCUGCCCGCGAACCCAUCUUCAAGAAGGUUCUGAGAGUCGCGAAGAAGGUCGUCGGUGGCGCUGCCAAGGUCGCUGGGUCUGUGUUGACUGCACGCGAUCUUGAGGAACUCGACGAUCUGAUUACGCGCGAGGAGCUGAUUGCCAGGUUCGGCGGCAAGGGCAGGAUGGGUGGUCGAGGCAGGCUGCAUGCUCGUGAAGACAAGAAGAAGGACGAGCACAAGAAGGCCGAGCACAAGAAGGACGAGCACAAGAACGAGGAGCACAAGAAGGACGAGCACAAGAAAGACGAGCACAAGGCCGAGCAUGCACCCGCUCACGAGCACGCUCACGAAGAGGUCGAGAACACCGAGACUCCUGCCGAGGAGACUUCCACUGAAGAACCCGCCCACGCUGGCGCACACACCACCGAGGCUCACCUGCACGCACGCGAGUUCAACGAUCUCGAGGUGCGAUUCCGGAGUGCCAAGAUGGGAGGAAGGCCUGGAGGUAUGGGCAGGAUGAGGGGUCGCGACUUGGAGGAGCUCUCCGCCCGCGAGUGGGAGGAUCUCGAGGAGCUCGCAGCGCGCGACCCCUUCCUCGGCAAGAUCGUCCGUAAGGUGAAAGGUCUCUUCAAGGGCAAGGGCGCUGCUAAGGGUGCUGAGGUCGGCGCUGAUGUCCAUGCUGCGGCUACCCAGGAGCGUCGGGACCUCGAGAGCGUCGAGGAGCUCGCCACUCGUGCUUACUUCGACUCUGCGUUCGACGAGCUCGACUAA
Cyclocybe aegerita is the source of this 1089-nucleotide messenger RNA. NCBI's taxonomy places the organism in Eukaryota, Fungi, Basidiomycota, Agaricomycetes, Agaricales, Hemipholiotaceae. The record is from the annotation of a GenBank genome assembly.